Messenger RNA from Aspergillus mulundensis, 1023 nucleotides. RefSeq lists its product as uncharacterized. The transcript has a single exon. The record is from RefSeq and is a predicted model, not a curated record. Bases 1 to 1023 code for a protein of 340 amino acids. Lineage: Eukaryota; Fungi; Ascomycota; Eurotiomycetes; Eurotiales; Aspergillaceae.
AUGCCCCGAGGCAACCCCGUCCCCGACCGCCGCGUCCUGCGCUGGGACCCAAGGCGCGCCCGCCGCCCAACCCGCCGCGAGGUCGCCGACGUAAUCGAAGACCUCUGGGACAUCCCAGAAUACUACUGCCAGGGCGUCCGGGACGAGAUCAUGGACGCGCAGGACGCGGUCCGCGCAGCCGCGGACGCCUCCCUAGACGAGGACCCAAACGACGACCUCAACGUCCAAGACGCCCUCUUCGACCUGAUGAUGGUGCAGCGCCACUACGCCCGCACGCUCGGCGACAACCCACCCGGCGCCUACGAGCGCCCCUCCGCCUACAUCAACGACGACGGCCUGCUCAUGACCCAGCCGGUCGCGCCGCGCCUCCUCCUAGAGUGCGGCGAGCGCGAGUACCACAGCGAGUACGCGGACAUCGUGAUCGCCGUGAAGCGCGAGCCCUCGCGGGACAUCGUGCCGCAGUGGAUCGUCUACCUGGUUGAUCUGGUCGGGACGCAGCCCGUUGUCGGGCACUGCAAGAGCUACACGGUGCGGGCGGCGGGGACGGCGCGGUGGGAGCGGGUCAGCGAGCCGCACGACGUCAACGAGCCCAUCGAGGACAGCAACCGGUUCAGCGAGUACGCGGUUGCCGGGAAGCUGCAUAUCAGCCAGUUCGAGCGGUUCGAGGAGCUCUUCGACUCGAUCGAGAUCGGGCCGAACAACUUCUUCAUUGUGCGGUGGCUUGCGGAGAUCCUGGCGCAGGGGAUCGCGCGGAAUCUCACCGAGGGCCAUAUCAAGGCGCUGAUCGCGAAGGCGAAUUACUCGAAUGUUGAGUUUGAGGGGCGCAGGGAGAAUGGCCGGUGUGAUGGGUAUUUGCCGUGGGAUCGGGCGCUGAUGGAGCAUUUUGGCGAGGAUGCGAUUAGUCGGUGGGUGGAGCAGUCGAGGAGGGUUCGCCAGGCGAGGAGGAGAGAGGAGAGAGAGGAGCACUUUCUGCGCGGCAGGUCGGCGAGUCCUGCGCUGCAGGGACCGGCUGGGAGGAAUUAA